GCCUCAACUAAUUCUCAUUAAUGCUCUUUAUUUGUUUGCUCCUAUAAAUAGACAUAGUAAGCAUAGUACGGUGAGUAAACCAAUCGCACUGAACAAAGAACAACACUUUGUAAAGUAGAAGUAGAAAGAAAUGGGGAAAGUUUCUAAGCGAUUUGGAUUUUUGGGCUUGAUGCUUGUGUUGCUCAUUAUUGGAGUAGCAGAAUGUAGGAGACUCGAGAAGGAGACUUUAGGAGGUGGUGGUUUUGGAGGAGGUGGUGGUGCUGGAGGCGGGUUUGGUGGUGGAAAAGGCGGAGGUGGUGGUCUUGGAGGAGGAGCCGGUGGAGGCUUUGGUGGUGGUGCAGGUGGAGGCCACGGUGGUGGUGUUGGAGGAGGGUUCGGUGGUGGUGCUGGUGGAGGCAAAGGUGGUGGUUUAGGUGGUGGUAGUGGUGUUGGAGGAGGCCACGGUGGUGGUGCUGGAGGAGGGUUCGGCGGUGGUGCUGGUGGAGGCAAAGGUGGUGGUGUUGGAGGAGGAUUUGGUGGUGGUGCUGGUGGAGGCAAAGGUGGUGGUGCUAUUGGAGGAGGCCAUGGUGGUGGUGCUGGGGGAGGAUUUGGUGGUGGUGCUGGAGGAGGGCAUGGUGGUGGUGCUGGAGGAGGAUUCGGUGGUGGUGCUGGAGGAGGACAUGGUGGUGGUGCUGGUGGAGGAUUCGGUGGUGGGGCUGGAGGAGGACAUGGUGGUGGUGCUGGUGGAGGAUUCGGUGGUGGUGCUGGAGGAGGACAUGGUGGUGGUGCUGGUGGAGGAUUCGGUGGUGGUGCUGGAGGAGGACAUGGUGGUGGUGCUGGUGGAGGGUUCGGUGGUGGAGCUGGUGGAGGUCACGGUGGUGGUGCUGGAGGAGGUUUCGGGGGUGGUGCUGGUGGAGGCCACGGUGGAGGAGCUGGUGGAGGUUUUGGUGGUGGUGCAGGAGGAGGCCAUGGUGCCGGUGGAGGGUUUGGUGGUGAUGCCGGAGGAGGCGGUGGUGGUGGAUUUUGAAUCUAGCUUUAUAGGGCUAGUUACUUGUGUACCACGCCAGGAGAGGAUGAGAUUAUAAAUGCUGGAAUUAUUAUUAUGAAUGAAAUAAAUGAUUAACAAAAAUAUGAGCUUUGCGAUGUUAA
Messenger RNA from Raphanus sativus (radish), 1128 nucleotides. RefSeq names its product glycine-rich cell wall structural protein-like. The record is from RefSeq and is a predicted model, not a curated record. NCBI's taxonomy places the organism in Eukaryota, Viridiplantae, Streptophyta, Magnoliopsida, Brassicales, Brassicaceae. The transcript has a single exon. Bases 131 to 1006 code for a protein of 291 amino acids.